Vanrija pseudolonga is the source of this 456-nucleotide messenger RNA. RefSeq lists its product as uncharacterized. NCBI's taxonomy places the organism in Eukaryota, Fungi, Basidiomycota, Tremellomycetes, Trichosporonales, Trichosporonaceae. The coding region runs from base 1 to 456 and encodes 151 amino acids. The transcript has 3 exons. The record is from RefSeq and is a predicted model, not a curated record.
AUGUGCAAACAGCUUCCUAUCUUCUUCAGCAAUUCAGCGCGCUCGAGCAACCAACACCAAGUGAACAACACAAUGAACUUUCCCCACAACUCGAGCAACGUCACCGGCCCGUACUGGCCCGUGCCCCUCCCGGCCGGCUACGCGGUCUGCAACACGGACAACGACACGGUGACGGACGCGUGCUGCCGGAAGCUCAACGGCGCGAUCUACGAGUUCAACCCCGCCGCGUUUGGCCAGCCGCCUGCAAUGGACUGGCAUCACUGCCUCAUCAUCCCGCCCAAGGACUCCCAGCCGUACUUUGUGGGCACGGAGGAGGCGUGGUCGAUCUGCACCAACGAGAACCGCACCAAUGGCAGCUACGGCAUGAAUCGGUGCAUAAACGGCGCUGGGCGGAAGGCUUCCCUCGGGCUCGUCGGACUCGUUUGGGUCGCUGUGGGCUUCGUCCUUGCUGUGUAG